UUGCCCAAAAUUUAAUACAAGGGCGGGAACUUUAUACAUCACCGCCUCACUGCUGCUACCAGCUUUCCUCACACGAUUGAUCCGUCAUGGAGAAGCAUGCAGUUCCGGUGGCUCCGAUCGGUGAAAACCCUAAGCCGAUUACAAGGUCGCACUGGAAAAGAAGCCUCAUUCAAUUGACCGGAAAAUCCGAUCGCCAUUACCUUCACGACGUCGCCCCACGCCUGAUGCAAUCGUAUUCCGAAAUUGGGGCAUUUCCUCAUACUUAUUAUAAUCAGGAAUUACCUUGUGUAACACAUCUCAGAGGGCACCAUCCUUUUUCCUUGGACUUUAUACCUCCGCCAGCCAUCCAUGGCUUCAGACAGUCAGGGUUGGGUGUCUCUGCUUUAGAAUUUGAUGCAAAGGGAAUCUAUUUGGCAUCAGUGACAAGAGUAGGGUGCUUAACAGUACAUGAAUUUGAAUCUCUAUACUGUCAGAGUAACGGGUCUGGUGCGGAGGAAGAUCAAGGGAAGCAUUUGCUACACAUUCAGUUACAUAGUGCAAAUGCUGUUCGCUGGAAUCCUGCUAAUCAGAAUGAGGUUGCAUGUACAUCCCUGAGAAAUAACGAAGUUCUUAUAUUUGACAUUGGGUAUGCUUCUUCUGAACCAACUGAGGUGUUAAGAAAAAGGUCUGCUGUCAGUGUUCAUGGUAGUAGUGUGCGACUAGGUUUAUCUGACAUAGCCUUAUCAAAUGAUGAGGCAAGGGUACUUGCUUCUGACACAUGUGGAGUAAUAAGUAUCUGGGACAGGAGAGCAAGCAAUCGUCCACAAUCUGGGCUUACAACUAAUGCGACUUACGGUCUCACCAGCAUCCAACUAGACGAGAAUCAAUGCGUGAUUGGCGCUAGUAAGAGUGGCUUUAUAUAUAUAUGGGAUCUACGUGGUGGAAGAUCGUCAGCUGCUUUUCAAAGUCACAAGGAGGCAUACUCUCUUCCUCUAACAUCAGUAAGGUUAUCAUCUAUGCUGAAUAAAAUAGGGCCUCUGAAGGCACAAUCAAAUAUUCUACCUAAAGAAAUUCAGUCUAUCAACAUUAAUCCAUCUUGUCCAUAUCAGUUGGGGUUCCAUCUUGAUGAUGGUUGGUCAGGUGUUUUGGAUUUGCAUAAUUUCCAAGUGUCACAUAUUCAUUGCCCUCCUCCUACGUGGCUGGAUCAAUUAAACGCUGCACUUUUUAUAUCCCUAUCAAGGAAACCAUCAUGGCUACCUAAACACUCUAUUUAUGCAGUUGGGUCGACUUCAAGCAAUGGCCUGCACCUUUUAGAUUUCUAUCCACACACCAGCUCCCCGUGCCAUGUGGAUUACGAUGACUCAAAGAAUCCCAGUGAGACCUUUGAGUGUAAACAAAAUGUAUUUGUACCAUUAUCUGGACAUGUUACGGCUUGUGCUGCUCAUCCUCUUAAUGGCACCAUUGUUGCUGGAACCGCGGAAGCCUCUUUAUUAAUGAUUUCUCAAAAGCACCUUUGCAAGAAAGGAGACGGCGACGAUGAUGAGCAUUCAUGAAAGACAAUAAACCCUGGAACUGUAAAACUGCUAUUGCGAGUGUUAUAAUAGAGGAAUGGGAUAUCUUGAAGAUGAUGUCUUUGCAUAAAUAAAGUUAGUUCAAAAGUAAGAUGUGUCCAAAGGUUUCAGAGGCUAUUUUUGCUGUUUAGGAUCUAUAGAAUAAUGUGAAUGUAUGAUGUAUCGUAUAUGAUGGAAUCCCCUUUCUUCCCUUAAUUGGGAAUGAGUGGUGUGGAUUUGAUGAUUUAUACAAGUAGAGCUUUUGAGACA
Messenger RNA from Helianthus annuus (common sunflower), 1799 nucleotides. RefSeq lists its product as uncharacterized. The record is from RefSeq and is a predicted model, not a curated record. Bases 87 to 1532 code for a protein of 481 amino acids. The transcript is spliced from 18 exons. Lineage: Eukaryota; Viridiplantae; Streptophyta; Magnoliopsida; Asterales; Asteraceae. Gene Ontology annotation, molecular function: protein binding.